This is a messenger RNA of Monomorium pharaonis (pharaoh ant), 5393 nucleotides long. RefSeq names its product multidrug resistance-associated protein 4. The record is from RefSeq and is a predicted model, not a curated record. Gene Ontology annotation, molecular function: ATP binding; ATP hydrolysis activity; ABC-type transporter activity. The coding region runs from base 450 to 4703 and encodes 1417 amino acids. The transcript has 17 exons. Gene Ontology annotation, cellular component: membrane. NCBI's taxonomy places the organism in Eukaryota, Metazoa, Arthropoda, Insecta, Hymenoptera, Formicidae. Gene Ontology annotation, biological process: transmembrane transport.
AUUAGUUACAUAGGAAGAAGCUAUAUAUUAAAAUAAUUAGAUUUAAAGAGUGACAAAUAAAAUUUUAUUACAAGAAUUAUAUUAAAAGAGAAAGAAGAAAUACGAUAUGUGGAAAAAGACGCGUAAAAUAUAACACGUUAAAAAAAACAAAAGAAACAAGAAAUACAUAACGUAUCUGCGUUUAUUCAUACGGGACAAUUGUUGUUAACGUUUCUCAUACAUUAUCAGUAAUAUGUCUAAAGCCGAUAUGAAAAGUAACGGCACAGUUACCGAUGGUUUCAGUAAAAGAUUGACCAUUGGAAAGCGUGCCUUGGAAGAGACGAGAAAGAAGAACGAACGAAAAAAAGAAACAGAAGGAGGAAAGAAAGGAGAGAAUAAGAAGAUGAUCGUUUUCGUUUUGUUUCGCUUAACUUGAAGUGUCACUAGAUUUUUUGAAAUAGUGCAAUACCAUGGCUAAGAAUACAAAUGACAUGAAGCAAAAUCCCAGGGAGACCGCGAACAUCUUCAGUAUUCUGUUCUUCUGGUGGAUGCGAGAAUUAUUUAUGACAGGAGCCAAACGUGAUUUGGAAGAAUCUGACAUUUAUCGACCAAUGAAAGCAGAUGAAUCCGAGAAAUUAACUGAUCACCUUGAAAAAUACUGGAAUCGCGAGUUAGAUAAACUGAAGAACUUGGAAUAUACUGUGGGCAAAGACGGGCAGAGAGUGCCGUUGAAAGAGAACGCCCGUCCGAGAUUAUAUAAGGCGAUCUUCAACGCCUUCUGGUUGCCCUAUUUCAUAAUUGGAUUCUAUCAAUUUAUCCAAUAUUGCAUAAUACGCCUAGCGGUACCGAUCAUUCAGGAUUGGAUUAUCGACUACUUCGCCAGAGAUCCGAUUGGAAGAAACAAGAUAGAACUGAACGACGUGUUGAUCUACAUUGCCUGCUUGAUACUUUCUAUUAUCAUUUCCGCUCUGAUAUUUUAUCAAUGGAUGAUACUGUCGCAGCAGUUUGGCAUGAGAAUACGUAUCGCUUGUAGCUCCCUUCUCUACCGAAAGUUAUUACGACUGAACAGAGCAUCCAUUAAUCAAACCGGUAUUGGACAGGUUAUAAAUCUUCUUAGUAAUGACGUUACUCGCUUUGAUCAGUUAACAAUGUUCCUAAAUUUCAUAUGGAUCAUGCCUUUUCAGAUCACAAUCAUUGGUUAUUUAAUGUGGCAAAAAAUCGGUUUUUCGACACUUGUUGGCAUUGGAUCGCUAUUGAUCACCGCUCCAAUAGUACAAGGAUCCUUCAGCAUACUCAGCUAUAAACUCAGAGCCAUGAUCGCGCCACUGACUGAUCGACGAGUGCAACUAAUGAGUGAACUCGUAGCUGGGAUACAGAUGGUGAAAAUGUACGUUUGGGAAAAAUCGUUCAGCAAGAACGUCUCUGUGAUCAGAGAGCUGGAGAUCAAUAAGAUGAAAUUUUUGUCAUAUGUUCAUGCCGGGCGUUUGGCCACUGUAUUCUUCAUCCAGCGAUUGAGCCUCUACUUCACUUUAAUCACGUUCGUUCUAACGGGGAGUAAUUUGACUGCUUAUAUAACUUACGAAAUAGCUACAUUCUUCAAACUACUUGAAUCCACCGCAGCGUUCUACUUUCCACAGGCAUUGACAAUGAUGGGUGAAACAAUAGUGUCCAUGAAUCGAUUAGAGAAUUUUCUGCUGAUGGAAGAAGUAAAUAUGGGACAUUCGGAGAAGAAUUCGCAGUUACAGUCUCAGAAAUCAAACAAUGCUAUUAAUCGAGAGAAACAAACGGACAAGUACAUCUCGAAAAAUGGGAGCAUCAGACUUUCCGAGGUUCACGGGCUGUUUGAUUUUCCGGUCUGCGUCAAGUUUCAACAUGUUUCGGCCAAUUGGAUCAGCGGCAAAUUGCCACCGACUUUGUGCAAUAUCAAUUUGAUCAUCAAGCCAGGCCAGUUGUGCGCUGUGGUCGGCGCAGUGGGUUCUGGCAAAUCAUCUAUAUUACAUCUAUUGCUGAAGGAACUGAAUCCCGGCGCAGGUUCCGUGACGCUUAUUCAGGAUUCCUCGAAGAAUCUCAUUCAGAGCAAUUUGUCCAACGGUUACUUUACAGACAAUCCAAAUCUGCGCAUCUCCUAUGCUAGCCAGGAACCAUGGCUUUUCGGCGGUACUGUAAGAGACAAUAUAUUGUUUGGUCAACCCUAUGAUAAGGCCAGAUACACUCAGGUGGCAAAUGUGUGCGCCUUGAAGAAGGAUUUUCGACAAUUUCCACAGGGGGACAUGACGAUAGUCGGCGACAGAGGUAUAUCCCUCUCUGGAGGUCAAAGAGCGCGUAUCAAUCUCGCGAGGGCAGUUUACAGGCAAGCAGACCUUUAUCUGCUCGAUGAUCCUUUAAGUGCGGUAGACACUCGCGUCGCUAGGCAUCUUUACUCGGAAUGCAUUACAGAUUAUCUUCAUGGCAAGACGAGGAUACUCGUCACCCAUCAGCUGCAAUUUCUCAAACGUAUGGAUCACAUUGUGGUGUUGGAUCAAGGUUUCGUGAAAAUGCAAGGAAGUUAUACUGAAUUAGUCCAGACAAAUAAUGAGUUCAUUGAGGUGAUGAAAAAUUUAAAUCACAAUGCGCAGAAAAAAGAAGAAAUUAAGAGAGCCUCGGAUAUGUCAAUAAGAAAGAUCUCACCAACGAGACGUGCCUCAGGUUUAUCAACCGCAAGUUCCACUAUUCAUUCGGACAUUGACGAUUCGGAUUACGUAGAGAAAAUUCCAGAAGGCGAGAUGAUAGCACGCGGGCGAAUAUCCGGCAGAGUGUACAAGGAAUACUUUCAUUGCGGCGGAAACUACUUCAUCUUGUUAAUGUUGUUGCUAUUUUUCGUUAUCAGCCAGAUCGCUGCUAGUGGAAAUGAUUACUGGCUCUCGUACUGGAUUAACUUGGAGGAUAUCAGGCGUAUCAACAACGUUAGUGAAGCCAAACGAUACGCGAACAUGUAUAACGAUAACUUCCUGGAAUCGAUCUUCACUUUGAAUCCGGACGGUCUGCUUAGCACCGUAGAUGCCUUAUACGUAUACACAUUUUGCACCAUCGUCUGUAUAGCUACUACAUUCUUUAGCAGCUUUCUCUACAUGAAAAUUUGCAUGAAUACAAGCUGUAAGCUCCAUAAUACCAUGUUCUCCAAUCUGCUGCAGGCGCCCAUGUCCUUUUUCAAUACCAAUCCCUCCGGGAGAAUUUUAAAUAGAUUUUCGAAAGAUAUGGGUACCAUAGACGAAAUACUGCCCAGAGCAAUGUUAGAGGCACUCCAAAUAAUUUGUGUAGUAUGCGGUACAAUAAUCGUGGAGGUAAUACUUGAUCCAUCGAUGCUGAUAGUAAUAAUGAUAUUAGCUGUUUUAGUUUUCUUCACAACAAAGUUCUAUCUGAGCACUGCUCAGAACAUCAAACGUAUGGAAGGCGUAACAAAAAGCCCGAUAUUUUCGCACGUGAAUGCCACGCUGAACGGCCUGCCGACGAUCAGAAGUAGCGGUGCCGUAAUUGAACAGAUGAUGCGACAACAGUUCGAUGUGUUGCAAGAUCGCCACAGUGGCACGUGGUAUCUUUUCUUAGCAUGCCCUUCCGCCUUCGGUCUCUUUACGGACAUUAUCAUGUGCCUGUUCGUCAGCAUUCUUUGCUACUCUCUAGUAUUACUGAAUGAGGCUGGUGACAUAGACGAUAGUAAAGCAGGUCUAGCGAUAUCGCAGUCAUUGAUCCUGACCGAUUUUCUACAAUAUAGCAUUAAACAAUUUGCCGAGACGAUGUCGCUGAUGACCUCCGUAGAAAGAAUUCUUCAGUACACAAAUCUCCCCAAGGAGGAGCCCGUUUCCUCUGACAAUCCGCCGCCGGCCACUUGGCCUUCUACGGGACAGUUGAGCUUGAAGAAUGUCAGUAUGAAGUAUAAUAAGGAUGAUCCACCGGUUUUAAAGGUGAAUCUGAACGUGACCAUCGAACCUGGCUGGAAAGUUGGGGUGGUGGGACGAACUGGCGCCGGCAAAUCUUCCUUGAUCUCAGCGCUUUUCCGAUUAUUUAACGAAGGUCUGGAGGGCGAGAUUAAUAUCGACAGUAGGGACACUAGUACAGUAGGUCUGAGCGAGCUGCGUUGCAAGAUCUCUAUAAUACCGCAGGAACCGAUACUCCUCUCUGAGAGUUUGCGCUACAAUCUAGACCCUUUCAAUCAGUACGACGACAUGAAACUGUGGGAAGUACUGCGACAAGUCGAAUUAAAUGACAUCGCACUGGAUAACAAUAUCUUCUACGGCGGCCAUAACUUCAGCGUCGGCCAGAGGCAGCUCAUAUGCCUGGCCAGGGCCAUUUUAAGGAACAAUCGCUUGCUCGUUCUCGAUGAGGCCACGGCCAACAUUGAUUCGCACACUGAUGUUUUAAUUCAGGAAACAAUAAGAAACAAAUUUAAAGAAUGUACCGUCAUCACCAUAGCACAUCGUUUAAAUACUAUAAUGGACAGUAAUCGGAUUAUUGUGAUGGAGAACGGUUCCAUUGUGGAAUUUGGUUGUCCGUAUGAGUUAUUGCAUAACAAACCGAAUGGUUACUUCUCACAAAUGGUGGAGAAGACAGGCAAUCAGAUGGCGCUAAGUCUUUUAGAGCAGGCAAAGAAGGCUUGUCAAAAGAAUAACGAUCAAUGUGAAUUAAACUUUUCAGCACAAAAUACUGAAAGUGAGAGUGACGACGCAAUCACAGAACAGUCCACUUUAUAGAUUUUUCGUUAUACCAAAAAUAUGUGUGUAAAAAAAAGGUAUAUAGCUAGAUAGCCAAAUGAAGGCAACGUGUUGUCAUUUUGCUGUCAUUUAUUCCCUAUUAAUUUCAUCAAACUAAUGCUAAGGUGUUUCCUCAAACUGUCUAUUGUUCUGAUAUCGUGUAAAAUUCUUCAUUAGAAUUCAACAAACUGACGCCAAGUUGUCAACAUGCAUGGACAAUUUGCUGUCAAUGUGACAAGUUUAUUAUUCCUCAAUGUAUGUACUUACAAUUUCAUAAACUCAUGAAGGUUAUUUGCCCUCCUGAUUCUAACUGUUCCACGUUAAAUUACAAUGACAGCAAAUUGUGGGCAAGUUUUGCCCGAUAUGCUCAAUUUCGCUUGGCUGUACAUAUAUCUGGGUAGGAUAAGAUGUGCCUAUAUGUAUGUGAUUAUAUGAGAAUAUGCUUAUAUGUAGUACGCUAAUUUUUAUUCCACUUUCAGUUUUUAUUUAUUGUCUUAAUUAUAAUUAUAAUUAUAACAUAAAUGUCACAUUUAUUGUAAAGAUAAUGAAAUAGCAUUAAAUUGUUAUUUUUUCGAUACUACUUUUGUCAAUACAGGAAAUACAAAUAUCUCUUAUAAACAUUGAUUUCUCGAUGUGCUUUUAUUAUACACUACGACAAGAAAAAUUAAAAUAAAUAAUUAUUUACUUAAG